ACGCGCGCCCGUUCUUUUGUCUCUUUGGCCGCACAAGGUGCUGGGUCCUUCAGCUGAAGCUAAGGCCGUUCCAUCCCGGCGACUAGCACCGCGCCCCGCCGCCCGCCCGUUCAGCCAUGGCCUCCAGCUCCGAGCUCGCCUGCAUCUACGCCGCGCUCAUCCUGCACGACGACGAGGUCACUGUCACGGAGGACAAAAUUAAUGCACUUAUUAAAGCAGCUGGAGUAAAUGUUGAACCCUUCUGGCCAGGCCUGUUUGCAAAGGCUCUGGCUAACAUUGACAUCGGAAGCCUGAUCUGUAAUGUAGGAGCUGGUGGUGCUCCACCUGCUGCUGCUCCUUCUGGGGGUGCUGCUCCUGCUGGUGGGGCUGCCCCUGCUGAGGAGAAGAAAGAGGAAGAAAAGAAAGAGGAAUCUGAAGAAUCUGAUGAUGACAUGGGCUUUGGUCUCUUUGACUAAACUGACUUUUUUUUGUACCAUCUGUAAUAAAAGAAACAUUCUUUAAUUGUCCGGGUCUUUAAAGAAUGUGAGGGGACAGAGCAGGGAUUGGGGUUUUGUUGAACUCCUUAAAUGGAGGGGGAUUAGAAACACAAGAUCUUACCCAAAUUGGUCCUGUAUCCUUCCAUGUUCCCAUUGUUUUGUACACAACUAUCAAAAACUCUACCUUUCCUCUGAAAACUUUUUACUCACAUGCAGGGACAGCAUAAAACUGUUCUUGUAUUAGUUACUGUAACAGUUUGAAGAUAUUAGCUGAAGUUGCCACCAUAUUCCGGUCCAGCUUGUGAAGGCAUGCAUGGGAAAUCGGGGCUGUCACUUGCCUAGUAAAAUGGCACUUCAAACUGUCCAGUGGGACUACUCUUUGAAGUAUACACAAUACUAAGCCUGCUAGUGGCUCUAAAUUAAGGAGGAUGAGUAGGACUAGGGGUUGUUCUCAGCUUUGAUCCCCUUUUUCCAGUAGAACUACACUAGGAUGUUUAAUCAUUCAGCCAAGGCAUUUUCAGGAAGCA
Messenger RNA from Chelonoidis abingdonii (Abingdon island giant tortoise), 1003 nucleotides. It is a transcript of the gene RPLP1, whose product is annotated as ribosomal protein lateral stalk subunit P1. Gene Ontology annotation, cellular component: ribosome; cytosolic large ribosomal subunit. The record is from RefSeq and is a predicted model, not a curated record. Gene Ontology annotation, molecular function: protein kinase activator activity; ribonucleoprotein complex binding; structural constituent of ribosome. Gene Ontology annotation, biological process: translational elongation; cytoplasmic translation. NCBI's taxonomy places the organism in Eukaryota, Metazoa, Chordata, Testudines, Testudinidae.